Messenger RNA from Haliaeetus leucocephalus (bald eagle), 1542 nucleotides. It is a transcript of the gene CPNE5, whose product is annotated as copine V. The transcript is spliced from 20 exons. Gene Ontology annotation, cellular component: plasma membrane. Lineage: Eukaryota; Metazoa; Chordata; Aves; Accipitriformes; Accipitridae. Gene Ontology annotation, molecular function: calcium-dependent phospholipid binding. Gene Ontology annotation, biological process: cellular response to calcium ion. The coding region runs from base 1 to 1542 and encodes 513 amino acids. The record is from RefSeq and is a predicted model, not a curated record.
AUGUUCACGCUCACACUCACAGUCACCUCCACCCCGGAGCCGUGCCCCAGCGUCCCGUCUCCCCACAGGCAGCUCCUGGACAAGGACACCUUCUCCAAGUCGGACCCGCUCUGCGUGCUCUACACCCAGCGCCCCGGCAGCCGGCAGUGGCGGGAGUUUGGCCGGACCGAGGUCAUCGACAACUCCCUGAACCCUGACUUUCUGCGCAAGUUCGUCCUCGACUACUUCUUCGAGGAGAAGCAGAACCUCCGCUUCGACCUGUACGAUGUGGACUCCAAAAGCCCCGACCUCUCCAAGCACGAUUUCCUUGGCCAGGCCUUCUGCACCCUGGGCGAGAUCGUGGGCUCGGCCGGCAGCCGCCUGGAGAAGCCCCUGACGAUGGGGACGGUCACUACGCACGCCCGGGGCAGGAGACCCGCUCCAGCUGUCUCCAAUGGUGGAAUCCCCGGCAAGAAGUGUGGCACCAUCAUCCUCAUCGCUGAAGAGCUGGGCAACUGCCGGGACGUGGCCACACUGCAGUUCUGUGCCAACAAGCUGGACAAGAAGGAUUUCUUCGGCAAAUCCGACCCCUUCAUGGUCUUCUACCGCAGCAACGAGGACGGGACCUUCACCAUCUGCCACAAGACGGAGGUGGUGAGGAACACGCUGAACCCGGUCUGGCAGGCGUUCGCCAUCCCGGUGCGCGCCCUCUGCAACGGCGACUACGACCGAGCCAUCAAGGUGGAGGUGUAUGACUGGGACCGCGAUGGAAGCCACGACUUCAUCGGGGAGUUCACCACCAGCUACCGGGAGCUGGCACGGGGACAGAGCCAGUUCAACGUCUACGAGGUGGUGAACCCCAGGAAGAAGAUGAAGAAGAAGAAGUACCUGAACUCGGGGACGGUGACACUUCUGUCCUUCGCGGUGGAGUCCGACCACACCUUCCUGGACUACAUCAGGGGCGGGACCCAAAUCAACUUCACGGUGGCCAUCGACUUCACGGCAUCCAACGGGAACCCCUCGCAGUCCACCUCGCUGCACUACCUGAGCCCCUACCAGCUCAACGCCUACGCCAUGGCCCUCAAGGCAGUGGGCGAGAUCAUCCAGGACUACGACAGCGACAAGAUGUUCCCCGCCCUUGGCUUCGGCGCCAAGAUCCCGCCGGAUGGACGCGUGUCCCACGAAUUCCCACUGAAUGGUGACGCGGCCAACCCAGCGUGCAGCGGCAUCGAGGGCGUCCUGGAGGCGUAUCACCGCAGCCUGCGCAGCGUCCAGCUCUACGGACCCACCAACUUUGCCCCUGUGGUCAACCAUGUCGCCCGCUCGGCAGCAGCGGUGCUGGAUGGGUCCCAGUACUUCGUGCUGCUUAUCAUCACCGAUGGCGUCAUCUCGGACAUGGCGCAGACCAAGGAGGCCAUCGUCAACGCUGCCAAGCUCCCCAUGUCCAUCAUCAUCGUGGGGGUCGGCCAGGCCGAGUUUGACGCCAUGGUGGAGCUGGACGGUGACGACAUUCGUAUCUCCUCCCGCGGCAAGGUGGCCGAGCGUGACAUUGUGCAGGGAUAA